Octopus sinensis (East Asian common octopus) is the source of this 739-nucleotide messenger RNA. Its product is annotated as ATP synthase subunit delta, mitochondrial. Gene Ontology annotation, biological process: proton motive force-driven ATP synthesis. The coding region runs from base 100 to 597 and encodes 165 amino acids. Gene Ontology annotation, molecular function: proton-transporting ATP synthase activity, rotational mechanism. The record is from RefSeq and is a predicted model, not a curated record. NCBI's taxonomy places the organism in Eukaryota, Metazoa, Mollusca, Cephalopoda, Octopoda, Octopodidae. The transcript has 4 exons.
GAGGGGAGACAACACGCAACCGACUUCCUGUUUCAAGGACACUCUCCACGACCCGAGGACGCAAAACCCGAACCAAGGCGAAGACAAGAAGAAGAAGGAAUGGCUCUCACCCGUCAACUGCUCUCCCUCGGCUCGGCCCUCCGCCACACCAGUCGACUCGCAUGCUACACGCUCUCCUCCCAACCGACCAGGACCUACGCAGAGAUGGCUUUCACCUUCGCCAGCCCAGGCGACGUAUUCUACAACAAAGCCAAGGUGAACCAGGUCGAUGUCCCCUCCAUGAGCGGUUCAUUCGGUAUCUUGCCUGACCACGUACCAACAUUAGGAGUUCUGAAACCAGGCGUCGUCACAGUCUUCGAAGAUGAUGGUGCCAAGAGGUUUUUCGUCAGCAGUGGUUCCAUCACAAUCAACGAUGACUCCUCCGUACAGAUCCUUGCUGAAGAAGCUCAUCCAGUAGAGUCUCUUGAUGCUUCUGCAAUCCGUGAUGGCCUCGCCAAGGCACAGCAAGACAUGAGUGCCGCCGGCACAGAAGCAGCAAAGGCCGAAGCACAGAUCGCUCUAGAAUGUUAUGAAGCCCUACAGAAAGCGCUAGAAUAAAUAGACGUGUUGUUGGUAGCCCUUAAAACCACUUGUCUUUGAUUCCCACUGCUUCCGGUUUUGUUGUGGAGAGGAGAGGGAUUGUAUGAAACGGAGCAGGGGGAGAUAACUCUGUAGUUUGUUAUCUUCAACUAAAAAAAAA